Molecule: messenger RNA, 1949 nt
Organism: Erythranthe guttata (spotted monkey flower)
Lineage: Eukaryota; Viridiplantae; Streptophyta; Magnoliopsida; Lamiales; Phrymaceae
Cellular component (GO): nucleus
Molecular function (GO): zinc ion binding
Source: RefSeq, a predicted model, not a curated record
GCAAAUUUUUAAUAAAAAAACCAAAAAUUUCUACUCUUUGGUUAAAAAUUGACUUGAUUUUGAAAUUCAAGAACUAAAAUAUUGUGGAGAGUGGGUAAAACCUAAUAGCGCACAGACAACUUAUCACACGUUCGACCUUUCUAGAGCCCUGUCGUUCCUUCUUCCCUCUCUCAAAACGAAUCCAAUAAUUAGAAAAAAAAAAAAAAAUUGAAGAAACAUCCAGGUGUUGUUACCGUUCUAAUUCAUUAGAAAAAAAGAAACCCUAAAAAUCCAAUUCACCGUCAAUGGAGGGAUCGACGCAAAUAGUGGACGUGGGGUCCAUCGUUGAAGCCGUUUCCGCCGAUGAUUCCGACGCCCCUCUCUAUCAAGUCGAAAGCCUCUGCAUGCGCUGCGGCGAUAAUGGAACAACUCGGUUUCUGUUUACUCUAAUUCCGCAUUUCAGAAAGAUAUUGUUAUCAGCCUUUGAAUGUCCACACUGUGGUGAGAGGAAUAAUGAAGUGCAACUUGCCGGUGAAAUCCAACCGAAAGGCUGUCGUUACACACUGGAAGUUCCAUCAGGUGAUCAAAAGAUGUUCAAUCGUCAGGUGGUGAAAUCGGAAUCUGCCACUAUCAAGAUACCUGAAUUGGACUUUGAGAUCCCUCCCGAGGCUCAACGCGGGUCUUUGUCAACAGUUGAAGGGAUACUGAUGAGAGCUGCUGAUGAGUUGGGAUCCCUUCAGGAAGAGCGAAAGAAAGUAGAUCCAAAAACAGCUGAAGCAAUAGAUGAAUUCUUGAUAAAAUUGAAAGCUUGUGCGACUGGAAAUUCACAUUUUACCUUCGUUCUUGACGAUCCUACUGGAAACAGCUUUAUCGAGAAUCCGUAUGCUCCAUCUCAAGAUCCAACCCUGACUAUUAAGUUCUACGAUCGUACACCCGAAGAACAUGCUGCCUUAGGGUAUUCUGCAGAGAUAUCACAAGAAGCACCUGUCACAGAAAAUGCUUCGGACGAACCACAUGGCUCAGUUGGAGCAAGAGAUGGUCGUCGUGCUAUUGCUCAGGGUAAUAGUGUACAGUUUACCGACGCUUUAUUUCGAUAUUCUGCUCCUGAAGAGGUCAUGACUUUUCCGUCAACAUGUGGAACUUGUGCUGCCAAAUGCGAGACCCGCAUGUUUGUUACAAAUAUUCCCUACUUUCAAGAAGUGAUAGUUAUGGCCUCCACUUGCGACGCAUGUGGUUAUCGUAACUCUGAGGUAAAGGCUGGCGGACCGAUCCCCGAUAAAGGAAAGAAGAUAACAGUUCGCGUGAAGAACUUCAAAGAUCUUAGCCGGGAUGUGAUAAAGUCCGACACGGCUUGUGUGGAAAUACCGGAGCUUGAAUUGGAACUUGGUAGUGGAACAUUAGGUGGACUCGUUACGACCGUCGAAGGGUUGAUAUCUAAUAUCGGUGAAAGUCUUGCAAGAGUACAUGGGUUCACUUUCGGGGAUAGUCUUGAUGAAAACAAACGGAACAAGUGGAUAGAUUUUGGAACAAAACUUGACAAGCUAAAAAGCUUGGAAGAACCCUGGACUUUAAUUAUCGAUGAUGCUUUGGCAAAUUCCUUCGUUGCCCCUGCAACCGAUGAAAUCAAAGACGACACUCAAUUAACAUUUGAGGAAUACGAGAGAUCUUGGGAGCAGAACGAGGAAUUGGGUCUCAACGACAUGGAUACCUCUGCGGCUGAUGUUGCUUACACUAUUGCCGAUAAAGAGAAUACCAAUAUCGCUGAUUGAUUAGUCGAUUUUUUUUUUGCUUGUAUUAAAUGAGUUUUGUAACAUUAAUAUAAGAUGAAUUUGUAACAUUACGAUGAAAUUUUGGUAGGAUAUUGUUGUGUUUGAAAAACAUUGGAGGAUGUCGAUGGACAGUUAACACUGAAUUAUUUAUCGUAAUUUUCUGUGUUUUAAAGAUGGUAGGUAGUAUCUAUUUUCCUUCAA